Knipowitschia caucasica is the source of this 1377-nucleotide messenger RNA. The record is from the annotation of a GenBank genome assembly. Lineage: Eukaryota; Metazoa; Chordata; Actinopteri; Gobiiformes; Gobiidae.
AUGGAAGUCCCUGAGACAAGCAUUAAGGCUUUCAUUGAGACCUGGCAGUGUGUGGAAAAGGAACAUGAUGCAGCUGAGAUGAACUUCCACGGAAAGCUGCAGAAGUGGCUUUCCAACGAGGUCGACCAUUUCGGUGAAGAAAAUGUGGCUCAAGAGCUGCCGUGGAGUCAGAGUGAAGAGGCCUGGAACACAGACGAAACCAUCUUCAAAGAGCAGGUUGACAGGUUGAGGUCUGUUGACGUGAAUCUAAGAGGAGAUCAGGAAUCUGCUGACUUAGCCGACCUCCAACGACAGUUUGACAAACGGCAGAAGCACCUGGCCAUUCGCGAGACCCAAAGGGUCCAGAUAGAGGCUUGGUAUCAAGGAAGGGCCAGGAUUUUAGAUGCUGAAAAUGCAAAUCCCAGCUCACCGUUGCAAGGCCAUGAAAGCGAGGAAAACUUAGAGCACUCUCAUCACACCGUGUCUACAAAAUAUUUGCAUUCUGAAAUAGAACGUUUGAGGCGGGAUAAUGAUUCUCUGAGGAAAAAGUACUUUGAAAAGGAUCAGUACUUUGACCAUGUAUUCACGCUGGAGACACAGGCGUGGAGGCAGGAGAAGGAGCAGCUUCAAAACACAAUAACAAAUCUGGAAAAUGACCUUCAGAACAUGGAGGAGAUGAAGCAGGAUUUGUGUGUAGAAAACGCAGAUCUAAAGAGCAGAUUCAUUAGUUUUCAGACAGUAAGGGAUCAAGCUCAUCUCGAAUGGAUGACAAAGGAGCUGCACUACGAGAGAGAGUUAGACCAGGCGGCCGACUCAAAGAUUGUGUUUUUGCGACGUUUGUUACAGAUGCAGCAGCAGCUCCGGGAGAGGGAUGCAACUAUCAGACAGCGGCAGGAGGAGCUGGAGCAAGAACAGGCCAUGGUCAGGGAAAAAUCUGAAGAGAUAAAACAGACCAAGGCCCAUGUGCAGCUGGAGUUGGAACGACUGGAGGUCAGAAGACUUCAGGAGAGAGGGGAGCAUGAGAACAGUCUGUACAAGUCGUUUGAUAGACAAAGAGACUUGGAAUCAGAGAUGCUGGACCUCAAACAAACUAUUGAGCACAAGAACAUGGAAGUUGCGUGGGAACAAAAGCUUCUGGAAAUGAUAGAACCAGCCCCCGAAACCAAGCCUGAGACACACACCGACACAGAGAAGCGAGGGGACAGGCCCAGAUGGUGCAGUCACGGCUGUCAGUGCGAACCGCGUUUCCCACAAUGCACCUGUGACAGCUGCCGCGUGUUCAGCAGCGCGGCUACACCGACUAAUUAUCACCAGACGGACCUCAGCGCGUCGCCACAGAAACCAGAGGCAGGCACCAGCAGGGACAAGAGAAGCUUUAUUAUGGGCUGUUUGCUGUAG